Messenger RNA from Alligator sinensis (Chinese alligator), 5694 nucleotides. It is a transcript of the gene JMY, whose product is annotated as junction mediating and regulatory protein, p53 cofactor. The transcript has 12 exons. Gene Ontology annotation, cellular component: nucleus; cytoplasm. The coding region runs from base 1 to 2346 and encodes 781 amino acids. Gene Ontology annotation, biological process: positive regulation of apoptotic process; Arp2/3 complex-mediated actin nucleation; 'de novo' actin filament nucleation. Gene Ontology annotation, molecular function: transcription coactivator activity; actin binding; Arp2/3 complex binding. The record is from RefSeq and is a predicted model, not a curated record. Lineage: Eukaryota; Metazoa; Chordata; Crocodylia; Alligatoridae.
AUGGGUCUAACUCAGGACUGUUCGACCUCCAAGUGGCUGAGGGCCAAACAGCUGGGGCUGGAGGCGAGCAGGGAGGAGGCCGCUGGCGGGGAGGAGUGCAGCUGGGCCGGGCUCUUCUCCUUCCAGGACCUGCGGGCCGUGCACCAGCAGCUGUGCUCGGUGAGCUCGGACCUGGAGCCCUGCCUGCCCGCCUUCCCCGAGGAGCCGGCAGGCAUGUGGUCCGUGCUGUUCGGGCCGCCCGCUCUGUGCGAGCCCGAGAUGGACGUGCUGUGCUGCCAGCUGCAGAUAUACCUGGGCCAUGGCCUGGACACGUGCGGCUGGAAGAUCCUCUCCCAGGUGCUCUUCACCGAGGCCGACGACCCCGAGGAGUACUACGAGAGCCUGAGCGAGCUGCGGCAGAAGGGCUACGAGGAGGUGCUGCAGCGGGCCCGCAAGCACAUCCAGGAGCUGCUGGAAAAACACAAGAAUACAGAAAGCAUGGUAGAGCUCCUGGAACUGUAUCAAAUGGAAGAUGAAGCCUAUAGUAGUCUUGCUGAAGCUACCACAGAACUGUACCAGUACUUGCUACAGCCAUUUCGAGACAUGAGGGAACUUGCAAUGCUCAGAAGGCAACAGAUAAAGAUCUCCAUAGAAAAUGAUUACCUGGGCCCCAGAAGAAUUGAGAGUCUACAGAAAGAAGAUGCAGAUUGGCAGCGGAAAGCCCACAUGGCUGUGCUUUCUAUUCAAGAUCUUACUGUCAAGUACUUUGAAAUAACAGCCAAGGCACAGAAAGCUGUAUAUGAUCGAAUGCGAGCAGAUCAGAAAAAGUUUGGUAAGGCAGCAUGGGCAGCAGCAGUGGAACGUAUGGAAAAGCUGCAAUAUGCAGUUUCUAAGGAGACAUUGCAGCUGAUGCGUGCAAAAGAAAUCUGUUUGGAACAGAAGAAACAUGCACUGAAAGAAGAGAUGCAGAGCUUGCAAGGUGGUACAGAAGCCAUAGCCCAUUUGGAUCAAUUAGAAGCUGAUUAUUAUGACCUUCAGCUUCAGUUGUAUGAAGUACAGUUUGAGAUCUUGAAGUGUGAGGAGUUAUUACUGACAGCACAACUUGAAAGCAUCAAAAGACUGAUGUCAGAAAAGAGAGAUGAAGUGGUCUAUUAUGACACUUACGAAAGUAUGGAAGCCAUGCUUGAAAAAGAAGAUAUGGCAACAUCUGUACAUUUACAAAGAGAGGAACUUCAGAAAUUACAACAGAAAGUACGCCAGCUGGAAGCACGGCGUGGGCGCAUUUCUGCUAAGAAAGCCUACCUCAGGAAUAAAAAGGAGAUCUGCAUUGCAAAGCAUAAUGAAAAGAUCCAACAGCGCCAUCAGAGUGAAGAAGAGUACAGAAUGCACCAUACUGUGCAGCUGAAGCGAGAUCAACUGCAAGAUGAAGAGGAAAGAAAAAGCUCUUGGGUUAGUCAGGAGCGACAAAAAACACUGGACAGGCUUCGCACAUUUAAACAGCGGUACCCUGGGCAAGUUAUACUUAAAUCAACCAGGCUGCGACUGGCUCACACAAAAAGGAAAAGUUCAGCUAGCUCAAUACCCUGCACAGAUGAACCUCGAUCUCUGCCAGAAACUUCCCAAAUCCAAGAGAAAACUGAAGAGACAGAAUCAGGAAAAGCGACCCAGCCUUUACAAACCCAGGAGCCUAGGAAUUUAGAACAACUUGAAGAUAUUUCAUUACCUCCUAAUGGUGUUACCUCUGAACUGUCUCAUGCUAGUACUUUUCCAGUUCUUGCCAGUAAUGACCCUCAGCCAGAUACUGUUACUGUAGUAUCAUUUCCUCCUCCUCUGCCCCCACCGCCGCCGCCACCACCGCCACCACCUCUGCCUACCAAGGAAGAUGCCACAGAAUCCUCAGGAAAAUGUGACAGCCUCAUUAAACAGGAGAGUGAGGAUAAAGAAGUCCCACAGUCUGUCAGUAUCCCAUCAGCACAUCUUUUUGAUAGCAGUCAGUUAGUCAGUGCCAAGAAGAAACUAAAGAAGACAGGUGAUCUAGAAGGUUUGCAGAGGAGAAGAGUGAGUUCCCCUAUGGAUGAGGUGCUGGCUUCCUUGAAGCGUGGUAGUUUUCACCUAAGAAAAGUAGAGCAGAGAAGUCUCCCUCCUUUCCCUGAUGAAGAUGAUAGCAAUAACAUCUUGGCACAGAUAAGGAAAGGAGUGAAGCUGAAGAAGGUGCAAAAGGAUGUUCUGCGUGAAUCUUUUACAGUUCUGCCUGACACUGAUCCUCUGACGCGUAGCAUCCAUGAAGCACUUCGAAGAAUUAAGGAAGCAUCACCAGAGUCGGAAGAUGAGGAGGAAAGUUUGCCUUGCACGGACUGGGAAAAUUAACCUGUGAUGCAUUGCCACUGAAGUAAGAAGAGAACCCACAGCUGAAGACCAUUCUUCCCCUUCAUUUCUGAAAAUUCAGAGCCAGCAGUUUCGACCAUCCAAGCCACGCUGGGGAAGCAGGCUUUCUUUGGCAAAUGGUUUAGCUUAGGGGGAAAGAAAAAAAAUCCUGAAAUAUUUAUUUUCAGGUGAUGUUUCCUUUGUUCUAGAAAUUCUCGGCUGGGCAAAAAGCUACAUUUAGCUGUCGCACAUAAUGAGGAGGAGAUGGCCUUCAGCAUGUUUGCCCAUUUGUUUCAGCACUUUUUUUUGUUUGCAUAAGUAUCCAUGGCCAGUUAAAUGAGGGAUAUUUUAAGUUGGGAGAACGCUGCAUUGACAAAACAACUGAGAGAUGCAGUUAAAAACAUCAGGACAGCUAUGAAACCUACCCUUCAUUGCACUGAAAAGUAUCAUCUGCUUGUAAAAUGAAUUAUAUAGCUACUUCCAGACGAGCUGGUUACACAACAGUGAAUGCUUCAGAAAAGAGCAGAAAUCCUAGCUGUACCAUAAGAAGAGAAAUGUAAAUGGAAGUGCAACUAAGAUUAUUUUUUAAUUUUUCUUUUGAGUGUGAAGAAGUGUAUGUUAGUAUGAAAAGCAACAACAAAUGACUGUGCAGGAUAAUGAAAAACAAAAAAACAGCGGAAUACCUGUAUUCACCCAUGUAUUGUUUACAACAUGGUACAUUUUAACAUGGCAUAUUCCAGCACCUCUUUAGAAGGCCAUAUGUAGUUUUACACCUUAACACUUUUCCACAUUCUUUUAAAGAGUAAUAUUUAGUUGUGUGAAACUGAGUUAAUAGUUAUAUCUUUACCUACAAAUUUGUUAUAAGAAGCAAUAUUUUGUAAUAUGAUAAUACGUAAAAUUUAUUUUUCUCUCUUAGUUUGAACUGCUCUUGUUUAAUUACUGUAAGCAACCUUCUUUAAAAAACGCUUAAAGAAGUUUGCAGGACUUGCAUACUUCCACUUCAGUGGUGAGAUUUAUGCUUUUCUUCUGUUAGUUUUUAUUAUUUCCAUUAAGUGGCUACAGAAGUAUUUGUACAUCAUGCCUACCCAACCUACUUGGCUGAAAAAAUGCUCUUCCUUUUAACCCUGGCUGUAUAUGGUUCUAAAGGAAGAGGGUUCAGCUUCAGGGCAACACAUACCUAAAAAGAAGUCAUCCUAAACUGACUAAUAGCUGCGGGCAGCUAAUCUUAUAACACCAUUGUCUUGAAAGAUACAGCUAUACAGGGUUGUAGGUAAUCUUGUACCAUGUUAAAGGCUCCAUGUUCUGGUUGGUUGACAAAUGUUCCAGUUACGAAAGUUGAGUCUUGACUAGUGUUGUAUUUCACUAAAAUGACAUGUAGUGUGUUUGAGAAACACACCACCCCUUUCCUUCUUGGAAAACGAUAUUUUUGUUCAGUAUUCAUUUUAUGAAAGACAAAUUAAUGUACUGAUUUUCAUUAAAGCAGUCAGGAGUUGCUGCUGCUGUGUAAUGGAAUGCAUAUUCCACUAACUUUUAUAACAGGAGAUUUAAUAUCUCGCCAUUUACUUUUUUAAAUAGCUGUGAGGACAAGAAGACCUACCUUAGCAAUCAACUAUAACCUAAGUGAACCUCUUCUCUUGAACCCUUUGGGCUGUUCUGCAGCACCUGUUCUCAAAAAUAAAGAUCUGUCAUAUGUUUUGAAAGAAUUUGCCACUCUGCAUUUGGCAUUAGAGGCAUUUUCUUGAGCUUGUUGCCUUAUUUAUGACAAUACUGAAAUAUUUUCAGUUUCAAAGGAGCACUUGGGAGCAGCAUUUUCCAAAGUGGUACUAAUUUUGCUGCAUGCACCAGCUGUCAGGGCAGCAUCCUUCUCUGACAGAACAUCAGCUCUGACACAUCCAGCAUUAGCUUGCCUAGGACUUGGAAACUCAAGUUUUUCCCCUACAUUUAUUCAUUACGUGGGUUUAAGCUGUCUUAUGCUGGGUUCUGUGGCAAUAACAGUACUUUCAAAAUUUAUCAUAUGUAAACAUUUAGCUUAGACCAUACAGUUAAGUAGCUGGUAUAUGUGAUGUGUUGUUGUUGACAUUCCUAAUUUACAUCACAUUAUAAGCUGGUCAAGUGUGUGACAUUUUUAGCCAUAGCACAAAACAGAUUAGAACGAUACAAUUUGUGAAGCCUGGUGGCUCAAUGGAUAGCAGCGAUGGGAUGAUACACAUUCAGUUUGUUUGCUUCUAAAAAAGAAAUGCAGACUAGACAAUGUGUGUUGGGCAUUAGCAAAACUUCUGACUUAGGGGGAAAAUAGUGUAAUUUAAAGAUGGGAGCAGUGUUCCCCUUCCUUGCACAAAAAUUAUCUGCGAGUCUAGCCCUAUGUAGAGGUGUUUUAAAUAGCUCCUCCUGUGUUGUGGUGCAGAGUUUUCAGAUUCACCUACACAUGAUCUGUCAACUUUGCCUUGGAAACCUGUGCAUGUUUUAAAAAAAACAAAGUAAUCCUGUUCUGGAUAUAUUCUGUACUUGGCUAGUAUAUUAGGUUCCUGUCAGAAGUGAACCUGUAGAUGUUGCUUUUUUGUAGGAACAUAUUUUAUGCACUCAGACAAAGCAGCAGCUGUUGUGCUGAGCAUAGCAGUUAAUAUCAAAAUGCUGUUUUUAAUGAGGAAAGGCAGUGGAUGUUCCAAAAAAUAUAAAAAAUAGAUUUGAAUCUAAUUCCCAGCAGUCAUUUGACAUCGUGGUUUCAUACAAACCACCAGCACCAGAUGUAAAAAUUUUAUGUAGCCAUGUUAAAGUUCAAGCAUAAAAAUGUUCCUAAUGCUUUCUAAUGUUGUAAUGGUUUUGUUGUUGCGGUUGGUUAUCUAGGAAAAAUAACACGGGGAAAAUAUAACAUUCACAAGCCAACAAAUCCUGAUAAUCCCUGCUAGUUGGCGCAUUUCUGACAAAAGGUUGAUUAGAACAUGUCUGCUUUUUAGGAAAUGUCACUCUGAGGUGCAUCGAUUCUUUGUCUGUGCAAGGAGGAAAAGGCCUGCAUGGAAAAUCACUCUUCAGAGAUUUUCAGCACUUGCUGUUCACGGUUGUGCUACUGCAUUGUGGCUACAUUUUCUGUUACUAGCCACACAUUUUUGCAGCACUAAGAUUUUGUGCACUCCAUGUCAAGGAAACUUGCUUGUUUGCUCUAAUCAGAGCUGUUUGGUGAAAUGAAAUGGGUCCAGUGGUGAAGGGAAGUAAGGACUUGGAACUUCCCAAUAUAGAAUAUAUAACAUAAAUGCAGGAACACAGAGCACAGCCUGUCCUUUGGGAAAUAAGAAAUUUUCAUUGGUGGGAACAAAGAAUUUAUUUUAUCUCUACAAACAACGAAAAUGUAAACAG